GAAAGCAAAACAAGUUAGGAGAAAAUGAGCGUUUGUCUUAAUUUAUUGAUUUAUCUUCUAUACACAGAGCAAUGCUCAGAAUGAGCUAAUUUUAUUUUAUAAGCUUGUAAAAUGUAAAACAGUGAUGCAGGAGCAUUGAAUACAAAACUGGCGUCUUGUUUCAGAAAUGUCCAUGGGUAGUUGUAAUGUCCUGAAUAAAUGAAUGAAAUAAAUACACAGCAGCCUUCUGGCUUCAGAUUCAGAACUGCUCCUGAAGAGAAAAGCAAACCGUGAUGAAGAAGAAGCUUUUCUACACGUUUCCUUCAGCGGAGGAGACGAGCGACCGGCGUCUUCAGCAGAAGAAGAAGGGCAUCCAGAGGAAGGACCGCAUGGCCGCCCCCGCCGCCACGCCCGCCAGUAAUCCCAGCGUAACGCUCUCUGCGACUCCAUCAAACGGAUCCCUCUGGACGAUCACCUGGUGGGUUCCUUCAACACAACACAGCAGCCGCUGUUACAGCUGUGCAGCCAUGGAUUCCUCUGAUGAAGAGGAGGAGCGCACCUUCGUCCGGGUCCUCAGUGAGAAGUACAACCCGGAGAAUUUCCCCUACGGCCAAGGUGUGGUGGUUCUGCCCAGCCCUCCAGGAUCUCCUGUUAAAGACCGACUGUUCCUGCCCAGCAUUCUGGUUCUGAACGACUGCGGGAUCAGCAAAGCUGGCGACAGAUCCGACAUCGAAGCGUUCUGUGCUCAUGUCCUGGAGCUGGACCUGGCCUACAAUCAGCUCAAGGACUGGGAAGAGAUCAGCACCAUCGUCUCCAGCAUUCCUCACCUGGACUUCCUCAACCUGAGCAUGAACCCGCUGAGCGGCGUGCAACUGCAGCCCAGCGUGGCCGAUGUGUUCUCCAGGGUGCGACGACUCGUCCUCAUCAACACGCAAGUCAGCUGGGACACGGUGCACACUCUCACGCAGCAUACGCCAGAGCUGAAAGAGCUCUUCCUCUGCCUGAACGGCUACGACUCCGUGUCCGAGUCCCAGGCUUCCUGUCCGUCACUGAACCUGCUACAGAUCACUGGCAACCAGCUACAGGACUGGGCCGAGGUCAGGAAGUUUGGGCGGCUGUACCCCAGUCUGAGCACCCUGGUGCUGGCCAACAACAGCGUCAGCUCUGUGGGUGACACCAAGGAAACACUGGAGGGUCUCUUCCCCAACCUGCGCAGCAUCAACCUCAACAACUCAGGUCUCAGCCAGUGGGAGGACAUUGAAAGGCUGAACUUCUUCCCUAAACUGGAGGACGUCAAAGCUCAGGGGAUUCCUUUGCUGCAGUCGUACAGCACCCAGGAGCGACGCAGCCUCCUUUUAGCACAGCUGCCAUCUGUGAUGGUUUUAAAUGGGAGUGCCAUUUCUGACGGAGAGAGGGAGGACGCAGAGCGGUUCUUCAUCCGAUACUACCAGGCCUGUCCUGAGCGGGAGCUUCCUCAGAGGUACCACGCCCUCGUGUCCAAAUAUGGCCGCCUGGCCCCGCUGGCCGAGGUGGACCUGAGCCCGCGCGGCACCGUGGUGGAGGUCCGCUGGGGGGACCGGGUGGAGCCGGUCACCCUCCGCCUGGAGCAGACGGUGGGCGACCUGAAGAAGCAGCUAAAGGCUCUGCUGCAGCUGCCCUCCAACGGCAUCCGCCUCUUCCACAUCGACAAAGAGAUGAGCUCCGUGUUCGGACCCGAGGAGCUGAAGUGCGGCUUCCGGGCGCUUCACUCCUACAGCAUCCAAGACGGCGACGAGAUCCUAGUGGUGCCCAGAGAGAAAAACCGCUGCUGCUCCUCGGACUUUUGAGGAAGGACGCUCUCGUGCUUCGGAUGAGAAAUUAAAAAUGAACAGAGACAAAGCUUUUAUUUGAUAAGAAAGACUUCUCCCAGUGCUGAAUGUAAGGAAGUUUAGAGAAAUAGCGCAACAUUAAAUUUGCACAUUGAAGCUUUUGACCCAAAAUAGCUUUAAAGGAAUUUAGUAAAGUUUAAAAUUGAGCUGUUUUGUUUCUCUGGUGGAAGCUGGGUCUAUACUGAAGACCUUUACUUUAGCUAAACAUGAAAUCUGGGCCAUAAAAUCGUCAAAUGUAGGUGCCAAAGACGAGACAAACUAUGCAAAACCUGUCCAGGGUUUCCCUGAAAAAACCAGGAGUGCAAGAGCUGCUAAAAAUGUUCAUAGUUGACAAGAACUUAUCUAACUAGAUAAUUAUGUGUAAUUGGAAAACAUUGCUGCCAAUACCAAAACACACAAUUAUAGGCUUUAAAAAAGGCAAAAAUACAAUCAAAGUAUUUUCGCUUAAAUCCUAAUGAAAUAAUUAGUCAGUGAAUCUUAAAACAACUUUCACAUUUAAAGCUUGAAUGAAUUUAGAAAAAUAUUACCUGAAAUAGACAAUAGCUGUGUUUCCAUUGACCAUAUAACUUCACCGUUUGACAUCUGGAAAAUCAUGUUGUUUCAUGGAAACGUGCUAGUUAUCGUUUUUCCAUGAAAAAGCUUUGCCGUUAGGAUCAUACAGGGUUUGUUCAGACGUAUCAAAAUGAGUUUAUUUCACAAAACUGCAAUGGAAACACUUUUUUUUUUUUUUUUUUUUUUUUUUUUUACAGUAGUCGGAGGAUGACAUGUUUUUUAAGGAUUUACCAUGUGAACAAACUUAUGUUUCUUAUUUAAUGGAAGCGCCGCAAAUGAUAAAUAGUUUUUUUUUAUCUGACAUUAAUGGAAUAUUGGCAAAGUUUUAUGCACAUUGGUAAUGGAAAUGUAGUUAAUUAUGUAUUAAUUCCUGCAGAAGAAGCCCAAACCAACUAUACAGCAUGCAUAUUUAAUCAUUCACCAACAUACUUUUUACAUUCUCUUAUCACUUGAGCAUAAAUUUCUCCUUUGUCCCUUUAGAAUGACAGGUUAUCUGCAAAUUUAAUGAAAUAUCUGUUUACCUGUUCAAAGCGACGAACCUGAGGGCGUCCAGCGGAGGAGAAUACUGUUUAAAAAGAAAUAACUUUGACCAUUUCCUCCAGGAUCCAACGUUUAAAUCAAUGCCCCAAAAAUCAGACAGAGAGUUUUUAGUCAGGUAGAUCCAUUUCACAUCAGAAAAAUAUAUAAAUAUAAGUUAAACAUGUAGAUUGGGAUGCGGAAUUGACAGCAGCCUCACGGGUUUCUGGGCUCAAAAUCAAGAUGUAGCCCAGUUUGUUGAGAGGAGCAAAAAAUAUUCUAGUUCCGUUAUUAUGCAAAAGUUUAUUUAAAACAACAUCUUUUUUGAAAAUCAACUGAAUGCACAAGUUAUAUUAAAGAAACCACCGCAGGUUAUCAGGGAUUAGAUCCACAACAGAACUUCAGCAGAGGUUUGAUCAUUUAAAUUAAUGCACAAAUACUAAAAUCUAAGGUAGAGUUUAAAAAUAUUCACCAUGCAGUUGCAGUUCUCCUGGUUCUUUUUCUGAUUGUGAAUCAUUUUAGGAGCAAACAUACAGUGAGGAGUGAACUUUAUUCUGCAGCUGGGACUGCAGUCGGCUGAAUCCAGGAUGUUUAGGUGUUAGAAUGCACAGAAAGACUUUCUUUUUUUUUUUUUUUAAGUGCGUCGGCCUUGAGAAAGCUCCGUUUGUCUGAGUUCAGCUGAGCAGAUUUAGAUUUGAAAACGUUCCUUUGUUGAGAACGGAUCGGCUCAUUCGCUGGGAGUCCUGGGAUAACCCUGGAGCGGAUGCAGAAGCGCCGCUCCACUUCGGGGGGGGGGAACACAGACGCGCACGGAGCCGCCCUCCUCUCCUCCCCGCCCUGGGGGAAAGCCGAGACGGCGGCCAGGGCAGGCCAGGCCCGGUGCCGGACGCUCCGGUUACCGCCGGCCGCAGGCUGUCGGGCAGCUGAGAGGCGGCGAGCCGCUUUCUGGGGGAAACCGAACACCGGCUGCCACUGGUGUCACACAGACUUCCGCUGCUGUUGGGUUAGACCGGGUUCAGACGGCCGGGUCUCCCGCCCAGACUCUCCGUUACAUCCGACACUCUGAGACGUUGUUAAACUUUACAUUUCCACUCAGACUCAGUGUUUCGCCAACGUUACCAACAAGUACUAUGUGUCAUAACCUCCUGCUGGAUCCUACGGCAGCGUAUUACAGCUAUUGCAGAUGUCAAAAGGAAAGGAGCAGGAACUGUCCCCCCUAAGACUCAGACAGUUUUGGAUCAAAUCUUUGACAUUUUCUAGGAAACACUUGGAGAUUUCUGAGUUUGAUACGUUGACAUUUUUAAUCUUCUGAAACUCAGAAAAUUCCCCAAAAUUGAAAAAAUGUUGAUGUUUGAAAGUCAGAAUUGUCAAACUUUUUCCAGAGUUUUUCUAACACUUUUUUGACCUUUUAGUUUUUUGUUUCAAAUAUUCGACUUUUAGAGUCCAGAAAUGUUCUCCUUUUUUUUGUCUUGACUUUUGGCUCUCAGAAAUGUCCAUUUUUUAUGGAAAGUUUCUUAUUAAUCUCAAAAUUUUUGAGUUUUGGGUCUCAAAGUUUCAACUUUUGGAACUCAGUAUUGUUCUGUUUUUUAUUUCUUAAUCCAAUUCCCAACCCCUCACACUCACAUAUUUGUAACAUUUCAGGCUCAAGAUUUGUGGUGUAAAUAUUUUCCUUUUGCAUUUUCUAUCUGCAAUGGCGCUAAUACGCCGUUGUUGGAUCCAAACUCCCAGGAGACACUUCACUGCCAAGUAUGAAAUCUAUUAGAAGAAUGUAAGAUGCAGGUUUUUACACUGAUGGGAGAAUAUUUUGCAUGUCGGGUUCAUUUCGAACCGCGCGUGUUUAUGGCUCUUUGUUUUUCCCAUAAAUCUCCCAGAAUUCCCUUUGGUGUCACUUUGGGAAUCCUGCUGAGAACAUGCUGCUGGUUGCAGGAGUUUCCCUGUUAAUCUGUUCACUGUUGCCUGACUGUUGCUCUGCUUCUAACUUUAGUAAGAAAAGAAAGUCAGUGGAGGUGUACUACCAGCUUCACAGGAGGGAUAAAUGUGACGGCGGCGAUCCAGAAGGAAAAGUACAUAUGAGAACAGAGGAGGUUUUGUUGAGCCAGUUUUCUUGUUUCCUUUUCUUUUGCUUCGACUGAAAUCUUUACAUGCCAGGUCACAAGUGUUUUCAUGAAAACUGCUCAACUCUCACCUGUAGUUUCAACUCCAGUGUGUCUACUUGUCCUAAAACCUGGUUUCGUUCUGGUUCUGAUCCGUGUUUGGACUCCUAUAGGUCCGGGUUUGAAUCCCUGCCGAACCUUCUUCCUGCGCAUGCGUCGGUUCUCUCUGAGUUUUUGGCUUUUUAGCUAAACGGCCUUCUGGUGUGAAAAUCUGGGUUGCCAUGGUGACCUGUCCAGGUUGGACCCCGUCUCGAAACAAACUGGUACAGAUCGCUUUAUAAGAGUCUUACAGCCGCAUUUCCAAUCAGUAAAAUAAGAACUAUUUAUGAAAUGUGACAUUUUAAAUUGGAUUUUAUAUAUAUAAUGUGUGUGUGUGUGUGUGUGUGUGUGUGUGUAUAUUUAGCACAGUCACAUUCAGUAAAUACAUUUCAAAUGCAGCUGCAGACAUGAAACUAACAGCUCUGGUAAUCCACACCGAGAAAUUCAUCUGUAAGUCAGGCCCUGUUGAGUGGUGUGUGUUUGCAAAUGAUAACCUAUAGUUUACUCCCUGAAUGCGUCAUAGAGCGUGAUGAUGAUGAUGAUGAUGAUGAUGAUGAUGAUAUGCAUCACUGGUCUGUGCAUGUUUGGUUCUUUGGAUUUUCUCCAAUAUCAGAACAACAACAUUGUGGGUUUUCAUUGUAAAAUAGGAUUUUAAAGCGUUCUUGCAUUUUGUGGUUAAACAGAGAAGAAGAAGAAAUCUUCCUCUGUUUGAACGUCUUACCUCAUUUUGAACCGGCAAAGAGCUGCUUCGCCCCGUGAUGUCAUCGGCCAUAUGUGGUAAAGGUGUUUUCCAAAUUUGGGUUGCAACGUAAUUAAAAACUAUAUAUAGAUGUAACUCUAUUUUACAUGUUCUUAUUUGUUUUAUGGUUCUAAUUUUUUGAUUUUCUUUCAAAGAUAAAAGCGAAGCAGAUGUUGAUUUUUUUUUCCAUAAUGUUUGAAAACAUGUUCAUAAUGUUCAUAAUUUUUCAUAAAUUAUGAAAAGUAGAGAUUUUCAUUUCAGCUCCUUAAAUGAGGAAACCAGGUUGCAAAACACCUAGUUUUGUUUUGUUUUGUUUUGUUUUUUGCUCAUUUGAAGGCAAAAUAAGAGACUGAUUCAUGUGAUCAUGGAAAUGAGGUUGGCAGUUGAAUUCCUCGCGUCCUUUAAUUUAGUUUCUAAUUUUUCUCUGAGACAAAGUUUCUUUCUUCCUCUGGCGGUAAAUAACUGGAGGUGUGUUUACAUGUCUAACUCUGAUGGGAAGUCAGGUUUUCAUGUUGGCUUUUUGUGGGUUGUUUGAUUUGCACGGCUGGAGUUUCUGUUCAAAACAUCCGAUUUUAGGGAAACGUGAUUCUUUAAUGGUGAUGCAUGCAACACGUCGUCUUCAGUAGCUCCAAAUACGAAUAAGAUCGGCCGAUUUUCACGAUGCAGUUUGUCUGUGUGGAAAUAAUUGCUUCUUAACUUAUUUCACGUGUGCUUUCGGUUUCUUUUUGUGGAUCUCGACACUUUAAUUCAGGUUUGGUUUCUUGAGGUAGUGAUGCUGUUUCCAUAUCUGUACUGUGUUUUGAUGCUUUUACUUCUCCUGAAUAAAUAAAUCUGAAUGAUGACAACCGCA
Poeciliopsis prolifica (blackstripe livebearer) is the source of this 6696-nucleotide messenger RNA. RefSeq names its product tubulin-specific chaperone cofactor E-like protein. Gene Ontology annotation, biological process: mRNA splicing, via spliceosome. NCBI's taxonomy places the organism in Eukaryota, Metazoa, Chordata, Actinopteri, Cyprinodontiformes, Poeciliidae. The record is from RefSeq and is a predicted model, not a curated record. The transcript has 8 exons. Gene Ontology annotation, molecular function: U2 snRNA binding. Bases 273 to 1805 code for a protein of 510 amino acids.